UCAAUAAAAACCCCACGAUUCUUCCUCCAAUAUAGGGCGGAAAAGAAAACAACUUCUCGAGAAAGUGACGUUGUCGACUCGGCCAACUCGGUCUCGACUCGGUUCAUCGUCACCAAAACCCUAAUUCCGAACCCAAAAGGGAGUGAAAUUUCGUGAACAACGAAGCCCAAUGGUUCGAACCAAUGGCGCCAAGCUCUUCCGCUGUUUGGCUCGAAAAUCUCUCCAGUCGAGCCUUCUGGAAGCUUCUCCAACUUCGAUUAAUGAGUCGUUGUUAAGGGGGCACUAUAGGUGUUUCGGUUCUGGAAUCUGCAACAAUUCUUCUAGGGUUAUUGGAAUUCCCAAUUCGACAUCAGUUAAUCAUAGAAACCGUUUGCUGUUCGGAGUUCUAAAUGCUAACUGGGGAGCUGCAAGAUGGAUUCAUGGAACUGCGUAUAUGGCUGCUAAUGAUUAUUAUGAUACACUUGGUGUGAGCAAGAAUGCCAGUGCGUCUGAAAUAAAGAAAGCUUAUUAUGGGCUUGCAAAGAAGUUCCAUCCUGAUACCAAUAAAGAGGAUCCAGAUGCCGAGAAAAAGUUUCAAGAGGUUCAAAAGGCAUAUGAGGUAUUGAAAGACGAGGAGAAGCGGUCUCUCUAUGAUCAGGUUGGCCAUGAUGCAUUUGAACAAGCUAAUACUGAAGGUGGUGCUGGUAAUCCAUUUCAUGGUGGUGGGUUUGGUAAUCCAUUUGAGGACAUCUUCCAAAAUGACUUCUUCAAGACAAUAUUCAAACAAAAUAUUGGCGGCCAAGAUGUCAAGGUUUCCAUUGAACUAUCUUUCAUGGAAGCUGUCCAGGGAUGCACUAAAACUGUAACAUUUCAAACUGCUUUGCCUUGUGAAGCUUGUGGUGGAAGUGGUGUCCCUCCAGGAACCAAGCCUGAAACAUGCAAGCGAUGUAGAGGUUCAGGCAUGAUGUUCAUGCAAAAUGGCCCAUUUAGAUUGCAAUCUACCUGUACUCAUUGUGGUGGAACGGGGAAAACCGUAUCGACUUUCUGCAAAUCAUGCAAGGGAGAUCGAGUGGUAAGAGGAUCAAAGUCAGUCAAGUUGGAUAUUAUGCCAGGAGUGGACGACAAUGAAACUCUAAAGGUGUAUAGAAGUGGUGGAGCUGAUCCUGAAGGAAAUCAACCUGGUGAUCUUUAUGUUACUAUCAGGGUCCGACAAGAUCCUGUUUUCCGUAGAGAAGGCCCAGACAUCCAUGUUGAUGCUGUUUUGAGCAUCACUCAAGCAAUCUUGGGAGGAACCAUUCAAGUCCCAACACUCACAGGAGAUGUUGUUCUUAAGGUCCGUCCUGGCACUCAACCUGGUCAGAAGGUAGUUUUGAAGAGAAAAGGGGUUAAAGGAAGAAAUUCUCUUUCAUUCGGAGACCAAUAUGUGCACUUCAAUGUCAGCAUUCCAUCGAAUUUGACCCAGAGGCAACGGCAACUUAUUGAGGAGUUUGCCAAAGAAGAGCAAGGAGAAUAUGAUAAGGGUGCUGCUGCUGGAGCAUCAGGGUAGACUGAUAAAUUAUCACGAAGUACCAAAAAGGGAAAAUAGAAAAGAAAAAGGAUUUUGAGAAAAAUUUCUUCUCUUGAAAAGUUUUGUAGGAUAAAAUUUCCGUUGAAUUGUUCUUACUAUGUAACAUUGAGCAAGUGAAUAAACUCAUUCAGUGUCCACAGCUGCUAUUGUACAUAAUUUUAUAUCAUUUCUUACGUUGAUAAA
This is a messenger RNA of Vitis vinifera (wine grape), 1729 nucleotides long. RefSeq names its product chaperone protein dnaJ GFA2, mitochondrial. The transcript is spliced from 18 exons. Gene Ontology annotation, molecular function: ATP binding; heat shock protein binding. Bases 170 to 1525 code for a protein of 451 amino acids. Gene Ontology annotation, cellular component: cytoplasm. The record is from RefSeq and is a predicted model, not a curated record. Lineage: Eukaryota; Viridiplantae; Streptophyta; Magnoliopsida; Vitales; Vitaceae. Gene Ontology annotation, biological process: protein refolding; response to heat.